GGCUAACUCGACUCAGCCCAGAAAUCCGACGUUAGAAGACAGCGGUGGGGAAACAAAGCGCGUAUUCUGAAGGUUUGUUUACGAUUUGUAUUAGCUCGGGUUGAAAAUUAACUUCGCGCUUAUCGGUAGGGGGAUGGGGGGGGGGGGACUCGGUGGCGACUGUAUUCGCAUUUCCACUCAUUGUUUGUAGCUUCAGGAAGAAGCUGUCUGGAGUCGGACUGCAGUAGCGUUUGGGGAGCUAACGUUAAUUGUCAAUCGAAGAUAAUCGCGGUAAAUGAUCCGGCCGACGGGAAGGUGUCGAGCAUUUGGGGGGGGGGGGGGGGGAAGAACUCACGGUAGGCUAAGACUAUCGAGUUCGAGCUCGCUGUAGGGUUUGCGCGUCAUCGUGCCCCUGCCACGGAGCCGUGCAGAGAUCCGCGUCCACGUCUCGGCUGCUGUGCAGUAUUGCAGUCUGCCAGCUGGGCUAGGCCACGUCCUUCUUGGGCUGACAUUGGGCGGACUGUGGGGGAAGAUGCCCAGUAUGCGGAAGGAAGACGACGGGGAGUGAAGCGCGAGAGAUGGGAGAAGUCUUGACCGUGAGUGGUUUGUGUUUCUGAGCGGCUGCCGCAUACGCACGUCAUGUCACGUACACGGAUGCGCCGCACAGCGGGGCAAUAGUCUCUUUGAGCCGCAAGGUUAAAAGCUGAAGUGACAGUUUCAAUUUGUUCGGACAUGAUCGGCUUCGGCGCCAACCGACGAGGAGGCCGCCUCCCGUCCUUCAUCCUCAUCUUCCUCAUGGCGAUCAUCGCCAUACUGGCGUUCAACUACUGGACCGUAGCCAACAAGCACGGCCGCUUGCUGGAUGAGUUGUUGGAGGUGCAGUCGCGGGUGAAGCGCACGGACGCGGCGAGGAGCCGGCUAGAGAAGCGCAACACUGAGCUCAUGGCGCAGGUGGACACGCACAGGAAGCAACUGGACAAGAAGGAUGGAGACUACAGCGUCAUGGAGGGCAAACUGCAGGCCCGAGACGCGCUCGUCAAAAAGUGCACCGACGAAAAGGUUAAGCUGCAGGGUGACCUCACAGCCCAAAUUACAGAAAUCCAGAUGCUGAAAGAGCAACUGAAUGAUUUGAAGCAGGAGUUUAUGAAACAGGAAGAUCAUCUGAGAGAUGUUAAAAAGAAUACAACCACCUUGGAGAGAAAGCUGGAAUAUGAAAGUUUACAGUGUGGACGUCAGAUUGCACAGUUAAAAAUUGAAUAUGAAGAAUCAAAGAAGAAUCUAGAAGAUAAAGCUGUAAAGCUUAGACUGAAUGCAAUUGAUGGCCAAAAGGGUCCAGUGGCUGGAGGACAUGCUGAGGGAACUCUGGCUGAAGAGCACCGUACAGUGGCAACUCACCGUCAUGACAGUCCAGAUUUAAAAGAUGUAAUGGGUAAGCCGGGCAGUGAUGCUGGCAUGCCUGGUAUUGAAGACAGUGAGGUGGGGAAACUUGAUGAAGUGCAGUUUGAACUGAAGAAGCCAGCCAUCACUCAGAUCCGUGAUGAAGCCCCUGAUGUGGUUGUGGGCGCUGGUGCUGGACCCGGUGUUGGGGCAGCUGAUGGCCCUGGGGUACAGGGCUUAUCUCUUGACCAGCCCCAGCUCCAGCAGGAUAGAGGGGAAGGCCAGGCAGCUGUGAUUGCCGCUCCAGGUGUCAUCCAACUGGCAGACAAACCAGUAGUAUUUGAAGAAGACAACAAGUCAGAUAUCAAAGCAGAUGAACUGGGGGAACAGCAAAGACAACUUCAGGCUCCAGAUGUCAAAGGUACAGAUGAACGCUUAAAGGGGAUUCCAUUCCCUGCCAACCCUGCCAAGGCACCCAACACCAUCCAAACACACCGCAAAGACCAAGUCCCAGCAGGGGCACUCCACCAUCACCAAAGCCGGUUCUUUGACGAGAUCGAGUCCCCAGUAGAUCCGCAACAUGGCUCUAAGCUAGCGGACUACAAUGGGGACGAUGGCAAUGUGGGUGAGUAUGAAGCUGACAAGCAGGCUGAGCUGGCCUACAAUGAGGAAGAGGAUGGUGAUGGUGGGGAGGAAGACGUUCAAGACGAUGACGAUCGAGACAUGCAGGGAGAUCGGGCUGUGGAUUAUGGAAAGCGACAUCAAGCUAUCGACAUUCUCUGAAUGUGAAUUUUGUACUGUGAAAUCUCAUCAAAACAUACUGACCUUCUUUGGACAUCAGUAUGAUUCAGAAUUCACAGCUUGCAUCCUUAGUGUCAUGGACCACGUCUACAAACAAUUAUUACAGAAUUUGAAUAAUAUUUCCUAACAAUACAACCCAAAACGUGGAACAGUAUAAUCAGUUGUGUUAUUUGGUAAUGCAGUUAGGCUAGGACAAUAUACAGUAAGUGGUCUGUACAUUGACAACUUUUACUGUUGUGCCUCAGUUCAUAGCUGAGUAGUCUAAAAUAGCCUAGUUGACACAUCAACUGAAAUGUUGUGUUCUGGAUGCUGUGCUGAGAUGUUUCUCAAAGAGUUUAAUCGGGCAUUUGGACUCUUCACCCCAAUUUUUGGACACUUGCAAGGAUGCCAUUUCUGUUUUAGGUUUACAACAGUAGGAAAGUGUUUGAAAUGCCAAGGACUUUGCUUACGGUCUAUUAAAUCAUUUUUUGUGAACACACAAAA
Molecule: messenger RNA, 2640 nt
Organism: Phyllopteryx taeniolatus (common seadragon)
Lineage: Eukaryota; Metazoa; Chordata; Actinopteri; Syngnathiformes; Syngnathidae
Gene: golm2
Product: golgi membrane protein 2
Exons: 10
Coding region: 712-2139 (475 amino acids)
Source: RefSeq, a predicted model, not a curated record